GAGGCGGGAGGCGGGCUUGCUCCGCCGGCGCCCUCGGUCUGCAGGCGGCCACGCAGCGGCGGGAGCGCGCGCCCCGGGGCGGCGUCGUCCUGGAGACCCCCGAGCGAUGGAAGCGGCGGCGCCGGCGGCGGCCGAGGCGGCUGGGCGCGAGGAGCUCGAUAUGGAUGUAAUGAGGCCCUUAAUAAAUGAGCAGAAUUUUGAUGGGACAUCGGAUGAAGAACAGGAGCAGGAGCUUCUGCCUGUUCAGAAGCAUCACCAGCUUGAUGAUCAAGAGGGUAUUUCGUUUGUACAAACUCUUAUUCAUCUUCUUAAAGGAAACAUUGGAACUGGUCUUUUAGGACUUCCACUAGCAAUAAAAAAUGCAGGCAUAGUGCUUGGACCAAUCAGCCUUGUGUUUAUAGGAAUUAUUUCUGUUCACUGUAUGCACAUUUUGGUACGUUGCAGUCACUUUCUAUGUCAGAGGUUUAAAAAGUCAACAUUAGGGUAUAGUGACACUGUGAGUUUUGCUAUGGAAGUAAGUCCUUGGAGUUGUCUGCAGAAGCAAACAGCAUGGGGGCGGAAUGUGGUUGACUUUUUUCUGGUGAUAACACAGCUGGGAUUCUGUAGUGUGUAUAUUGUCUUCUUAGCUGAAAAUGUGAAACAAGUUCAUGAAGGGUUCCUGGAGAGUAAAGUGUUUGUUUUGAAUAGUACCAAUUCAUCAAGUCCAUGUGAGAGAAGAAGUAUUGACCUAAGGAUAUACAUGCUUUGCUUUCUUCCAUUUUUAAUUCUUUUGGUCUUCAUUCGUGAGCUCAAGAAUCUGUUUGUGCUUUCAUUCCUUGCCAACAUAUCCAUGGCUGUCAGUCUUGUGAUAAUUUAUCAGUACGUUGUUAGGAAUAUGCCAGAUCUCCACAACCUUCCAAUAGUGGCUGGUUGGAAAAAAUACCCCCUCUUUUUUGGUACUGCUGUAUUUGCUUUUGAAGGCAUAGGAGUGGUCCUUCCACUGGAAAAUCAAAUGAAAGAAUCGAAACGCUUCCCCCAGGCAUUGAGUAUCGGCAUGGGGAUUGUCACAGCGCUGUAUGUGUCAUUAGCUACUUUAGGAUAUAUGUGUUUCCACGAUGAUAUCAAAGGCAGCAUAACUUUAAAUCUUCCCCAGGAUGUGUGGUUAUAUCAAUCAGUGAAAAUUCUGUAUUCCUUCGGCAUCUUUGUGACAUAUUCAAUUCAGUUCUAUGUUCCAGCAGAGAUAAUUAUCCCUGUGAUCACAUCCAGAUUUCAUGCUAAAUGGAAGCAAAUCUAUGAAUUUGCAAUAAGGUCCUUCUUGGUUACUAUUACUUGUGCCGGCGCAAUCCUCAUUCCUCGUUUAGACAUUGUGAUCGCGUUCGUCGGAGCUGUGAGCAGCAGCACGCUGGCCCUGAUCCUGCCGCCCCUGGUUGAAAUUCUCACGUUCUCUAAGGAGCACUACAGUAUAUGGAUGGUCCUGAAGAACGUGUCCAUCGUGUUCACUGGGGUUGUUGGUUUCUUAUUAGGGACAUAUGUAACUGUUGAAGAAAUUAUUUAUCCUACUCCCAGAGCUAUCACUAGCACUCCACACGGCCCCUCUUUAAAUUUGAAUUCAACAUGCUUUACAUCGGGUUUGAAAUAGUAGGAGCAGAGAUAUGAGUCUCCGGUUUCAAAAUGAUUUAAGAACCACUGGGACACGUUGGCAGUACUGAUAAGCUACAACAUAUUUCUUGGUUUUAAGUAUUAGCAGCAAUUUCAAAAAUUUUAGUUUUGAAAAUUGAAAAGAUUAAAAUGUUAAAUAAUUAAAGAAAUACUCUAUUACUUGUCUUUCAGUCAGAGAUGAUUCAACCAGGAUUCUGUCUUUUACCUCCAUGCUAUUCUUUUGUCACCUGGUUGAGGAGAGAACAGGGUUUCAGCAUUAAAAGAAUUAAAGAAGAAGGUAUAGGUAGCUGAAAUCUGACCACCCUAAUGAAUUUCAAAUAUCCUUCAUGUUAGUAUAGAAAUAUCUCAGUUGUGUUUUUAUUAGAGAGCCAGAUACUUACGUUUACCCUUUGGAAGUUUAGAAAACCCUCAUUAGCCAUGAUGUAAGCAUCAGAAAAUCCCCCAAUCAAGAGGGCCUGUGCAAGAGUCUGACUUAGUGUUUCAACCAGAUUUGAAAGAGACUUUAAAAGUUGUGGAAUACAAAUCCCCCCCCUUUUUUUUUUCACCUGUGGAAAUAGAUACCCAGGAUGGUUAAAGUUAACUUGAUUGAGACCACUCAGCUUGAGAUCAAGAGAACAUGAUCUUUGGAUUCCUGGUCCAGGAUUUUUUUUUUUUCCCAGGAUUUUUUAUCUUUCAUGUCACAUCCUAGAAAAAGAAUAAAUUAUGUUCAGUUCAA
Bubalus bubalis (water buffalo) is the source of this 2353-nucleotide messenger RNA. It is a transcript of the gene SLC36A4, whose product is annotated as solute carrier family 36 member 4. Gene Ontology annotation, cellular component: vacuolar membrane. Gene Ontology annotation, biological process: L-alanine transport; amino acid transmembrane transport. Bases 107 to 1618 code for a protein of 503 amino acids. The transcript has 11 exons. The record is from RefSeq and is a predicted model, not a curated record. Lineage: Eukaryota; Metazoa; Chordata; Mammalia; Artiodactyla; Bovidae. Gene Ontology annotation, molecular function: L-proline transmembrane transporter activity; L-alanine transmembrane transporter activity.